AUGCCGCAUCCUCACCGUGACCCCAUGGCCGGUACCGGCGCCUCGGGGCUGCUCCUGUGCGUGGCUCUGGUGGCGGCGGCGGCACCGCGGGGUGCGUGGUGCGGGAGCUGCCCCCCGCGCUGCAUCUGCGCCUCCAACAUCCUGAGCUGCUCGCAGGCGGUGCUGAGCGCGGUGCCGGCGCCGCUGCCGCGCUUCACGGCCGUGCUGGACCUGAGCCACAACAACGUGAGCCGGCUGCGGGCCGACUGGGCCCCGGGGCGCUUGGCGCACCUCCACGCACUGCUGCUCAGCCACAACGGGCUCUCCUUCGUGUCCACCGAAGCCUUCACCCACGUCCCUCACCUGCGCCACUUGGACCUGUCCUCCAACCGCCUGCGUGCGCUGGAGGAGAACCUCUUCAGCGACCUCGCCGAGCUCGAGGUGCUGCUCCUCUACAACAACGAGAUCUCCACCGUGGACCGCACCGCCUUCGAGAACCUCAACCGCCUGCGCAAGCUCUACCUGGGCCAGAACCGCAUCGCCCGCUUCCCGCUGGAGCUGCUCCGCGACGGCAGCCGCCUGCCCCAGCUCGCUUUGCUCGACCUCUCGGCCAACCGCCUCCGCCAUGUGCCCGUGGGCGAGCUGCAGGCGCUGCCCGCCUGGCUCCGCGACCGCCUCUACCUACACGGCAACCCCUUGGCCUGCGACUGCGCCCUCUUCCAGCUCAUGGCCCGCGGCCGCCGCCGCCGUCUCAGCGCCGUCGUGGACUUCCAAGAGGAGCUGCGCUGCGCGCUCCCAUCCUCCCCGGUACCCGUGGGCAUCCUGGCGCUGGCCGGCCGGGCGCCGCUCAACUGCAGCGAGGCGCGGGAGGCGGUGCUGGAGGCGCACGUCGGGGACACGGUGAUGCUGAGCUGCGACACGCGGGUGCGCGGGGCGCGCAGCCGGCACUGGGUGACGCCCGGAGGGGAACGGGUGCUGCAGGAAGCGGGCAACGGGAGCGCGGUGCUGCUGGCCAACGGCAGCCUGCAGGUGCGGGCGCUGCGGGCUGAGGAUGCGGGGAUGUACGCGUGUUGGGUGGCGGGGCCGGUGCUCAACGAGACGCUCUACGUGGAGCUGUUGGUGCAUAACUUCACCCUGCACGGGCCCCAUGAUACCCUCAACACCGCCUACACCACGCUGGUGGGCUGCAUCCUCAGCGUGGUGCUGGUGCUCAUCUACCUGUACCUCACCCCGUGCCGCUGCUGCUGCUGCCGCGGGGGCACCGACAAAGCCCCCCCGCCCCGCGAUGACAGCAUCAACUCCUCGGUGCUCAGCGCGACCCCGAACCACGCCGCCGGGGAGCCCGGGAGGUCCCGCUCCGCAUCCGGGGCCAGCGUGGGGCAGAACGGGAGGUUCAAAGCGGGGGGGACACCGCAAGGCCCCCCCCGCCAUGGCCCCAGGGCACAGAGGAAGGUGUCGGAUCCGGACUCGGUCAGCUCCGUCUUCUCCGACACCCCCAUUGUGGUGUAGAAAGAUGGGGGGGGGGGCACCCCAUGUCCAGCCCCCUCCCAUCACCCCCCCCCCUCCAU
Neopsephotus bourkii (Bourke's parrot) is the source of this 1547-nucleotide messenger RNA. RefSeq names its product amphoterin-induced protein 1-like. Gene Ontology annotation, molecular function: protein binding. Gene Ontology annotation, biological process: brain development. Lineage: Eukaryota; Metazoa; Chordata; Aves; Psittaciformes; Psittacidae. The coding region runs from base 1 to 1488 and encodes 495 amino acids. The transcript has a single exon. The record is from RefSeq and is a predicted model, not a curated record.